Grosmannia clavigera kw1407 is the source of this 2424-nucleotide messenger RNA. RefSeq names its product fungal transcriptional regulatory protein. Gene Ontology annotation, cellular component: nucleus. NCBI's taxonomy places the organism in Eukaryota, Fungi, Ascomycota, Sordariomycetes, Ophiostomatales, Ophiostomataceae. The coding region runs from base 1 to 2424 and encodes 807 amino acids. The transcript is spliced from 7 exons. The record is from RefSeq and is a predicted model, not a curated record. Gene Ontology annotation, biological process: regulation of DNA-templated transcription. Gene Ontology annotation, molecular function: transcription cis-regulatory region binding; DNA-binding transcription factor activity, RNA polymerase II-specific; zinc ion binding.
AUGUCGAUUGCGCCGUCUUCGUCCGUUGAGCGAUCUCCUCGCGCCAAGCCGCGGCCAGCAGCCAUGACCGUGGCGGCUUCUGCUGCGUCGACGCCGGCGGCCGACAUUCCGAGAUUCCGCCCUCGCGCCUGCGCCCGCUGCAGCACAUCGAAGCUCAAGUGCAACUGGGUGUCUGAACCUGGAGAGGCGCCUUGCGAGAGAUGUGCCAAGAGCAAGACACAAUGUGUGCUCCCGAGUCUGAAGCCCCGCGGACCCCGACGGGGUAACCCAACCCGUGUGGGGCAGCUGGAGCAGAAGAUCGACGGGAUCAUGUCGCUGCUGACAGCCAGCCAGCAGAUCCAAAAGGGAUCGUCUCCUUCGGCACAACCACAACCACGGGCGCCGUCGACGCCAUCCGACGAUCCGGAUGUCCGAGAUCCACACAUAGUGGGUCCGGCGCUCUCGUCGCCCCAUUCGCCCGAAUCUAGUCUUCCGCAGUACGACUCCACGGCCACGCAGCCACUGACUCCAAGCACCCCGGCCGCUUCGGCCACUACCCCGUCCAUGUCGCGGGACUCGAUGUCGGCCAUCACGGCCGGAGGGCCACAGAGCACGCCGUCAUGCUCGCAUCAGCAGCAUUUGUUGCAGCAACAACAACGACAACUACAACAACAACAACAGCAGCAGCAGCAGCAGCAACCGCUGCCACCCGCAUCGCUCGUACGGGUACCCCCUCUCGAGCACGUUGAGAUCGUCCCGGGGCUCAAGAUCACGUUCCACGACGCUGAGAUCGCGUUGGCAGACUAUCGCCGCCUCUACAGCCCCUACUUCCCCUUUGUCCCGCUGGCCUACAACGUACCGGCCCAUGAGUUGUACCACACACAGCCGCUGCUUUUCCGCAUCCUGGUCCAGGUGGUCCUGCCCCAGUCACCGCAGAUGCAGCGUGAUACCCGGCGCUGGAUCCGCGAACAGUUGGCCCACCACAUUGUCGUACAGGAGGAAAAACACAUUGGCCUGCUGCAGGCCAUUCUCGUUCACCUCGGCUGGAUAGAUUUGGCUUACUAUAUGGAGCCCAACACGACGCCAGUGCUACAGCUGGCCAUCGGGCUCGUUGUCGACCUGGGCCUGCAGAGGGCACCGACGAUGAUGCGGUUGAUGCCGGCCAAUUUUGUCAACGACGCCGUGAACACGCUCAAGGGCAAGAGCUUCGGCCCGAAAGAGCAUAGCCUAGACGAGAUGCUUCUCUUCCGGCGGACCCAAGCCUUGCCGUUCAGCACAUACCUGGACCACUGCUGUCGCGUACUGCUGGACGCGCACGAGCACGAGUCGGACGCGUUCCUCGUGGUCAUCGUGCGGCUGCAGCAGAUCGCUCACCGCAUCUACGUUGUGCUGCCUAACCCUGACAGCGACCCGCGAUUGGCCUCCGGUGGCUGUGCGGCCAUGUUCAUGUCCAUCGCGGUUCUUCGACGGGAUCUGGACGCGCUGAUACACAGUCAGCCUAUGGAGGUGAAAAACAACUUCUUCUUGCGGACAAACUACCACGCCAUCGUCUCGCGACUGUACGAGCCGGCUAUCUACAUGCGGGCGUCCGGCAGGACACCGGCCAACACGAUAGACCCGGCCGACGCAGCCGAGCGCACGGCGUGCCUGUGGAACUGCCUUCAGGCGCUACGCGACUUCUUCGAGGCACAGGCUAGCAUCCCGAUCGACAUUUUGGGCAGGCUGCCGUUCUCGGCAGCGACGCAUCUCGCCUUUGCCGUUGCCACUUCCAUGCGGCUGCUCUUUUUGCUGGACGACCCAGAUUGGGACGUGGUGCGGGCACGGCGCAGCCUGGACUUUGUCGCCAUCACCUUGCGUCUGGAAGAGCACUUCCAGGCGGCAGAGGACUUUGAGGAUGCCCCGGCCAACACCCAAGGCCUCGGCCGCAAGAAGCGCUACCUUUCGGACGACAACCGCGCCGUGCUAGCCAUUUUCCGCGACAAGAUGCGCUGGAUUCGCCUGUGGUACGCGUCCAGGCUACCGAUGGAACAGCGCGGCAUGACGGAUGCGGCAGCCACAUCUACGGCCACCGGCACGGCUACGCCCAUGUCGGCCGCCGGGACCUCGGACGUGGCCGGGGUCCCGUCACUGCUGCCCAUGCCGUCAUUUCUGCCCCCGCGCCCACAUACCGGGCAGCAACAAGGCAGCUUCAUGGACGUGGACGGCCUCGGGGCUGUCAGCUCGUCCGACGAAUAUGACCUUAUGUUCUGGCAGUCCAUCUUCACUCACCUGGACCCGCUAUGGCUGAUCAUGGCGACGCUCCUAAACUGGUACCACAUCCCGCAGAACUCCUCUACCCUCGAAAGCUCCGGUGUGCCGCCCGUAUGUUCUAAGCUCUGCCGUAGUGCUGUCGGUGAGAUCGUGUUACGUCUGGAAAACGGCAGUGGUGGCAGCGGGAGCGACUAG